AUGUCCUUAUCCUCGGUGAAUGCCAUCAUCAUCCUUAACAUCGAUGACGGCUCGAGGAUAUUCGCGAAGUACUAUAAUGCACCCCACCACGCUCCCACAGCUUCGUCGACGACCCAUCACCACCAACCGAGCGGACCAUUCGCCGACGUCAAGUCGCAGAAGACUUUCGAGAAGGGUCUAUUAGACAAGACAGCAAAGCAGACCGGUGAUAUCAUCCUCUAUGAUAACCGGAUCGUCCUAUAUAAAAUGGAGUCCGACGUAAUGAUGUAUGUCGUAGGCGGUGUGGAUGAGAACGAGGUCCUCCUAUACAACGUCAUCUUGGCCCUAAGAGAUUCGCUACACCUCCUAUUUAAGCAAUCGGUUGAUAAGCGAACGAUAAUCGAGAACUACGACCUGGUCUCGCUGGCGAUUGACGAGAUCGUAGACGAUGGUAUCAUCUUGGAGACUGACCCGACCAUCAUCGUACAAAGAGUUAGCAAGGCGCCGACGCAGGAUGUCAAUCUCAGCCGUAUCGACCUUAGUGAACAAGGAGUUAACAACUUGGCGCAAUUAGGAAAGGCCAAACUGACAGAUUGGUUGAGGCAAGGCUUGUAA
Daldinia caldariorum is the source of this 594-nucleotide messenger RNA. RefSeq names its product snare-like protein. NCBI's taxonomy places the organism in Eukaryota, Fungi, Ascomycota, Sordariomycetes, Xylariales, Hypoxylaceae. The record is from RefSeq and is a predicted model, not a curated record. Gene Ontology annotation, cellular component: COPI vesicle coat. Bases 1 to 594 code for a protein of 197 amino acids. The transcript is spliced from 3 exons. Gene Ontology annotation, biological process: retrograde vesicle-mediated transport, Golgi to endoplasmic reticulum; intra-Golgi vesicle-mediated transport; intracellular protein transport.